Centropristis striata (black sea bass) is the source of this 1507-nucleotide messenger RNA. Its product is annotated as carcinoembryonic antigen-related cell adhesion molecule 1-like. NCBI's taxonomy places the organism in Eukaryota, Metazoa, Chordata, Actinopteri, Perciformes, Serranidae. The record is from RefSeq and is a predicted model, not a curated record. The transcript is spliced from 6 exons. Bases 59 to 1507 code for a protein of 482 amino acids.
CUUUUAACUUCUAUUCACUCCUCUUCUUUAACUCCUAUUUGAUGAACGUGCAGAAGAAAUGGAAAAAGCUGUGAUACACUUUGUCCUCCUGGGAGUCAUCUCAGGUUUAACCAAAGGAGCUGGUGUGCUACAAGACGAUCUUCUGAAUGCAGCUGUGGGAGGAACGGUGAUGUUCACCACAACACUGACUCCACAUGAACACACAAUUCUAACAGUGAGCUGGAUAUAUGGUGGUAUUAAACCUGUUUUCACUUUCACUGGUGACAACAUUACUGAACCAGAGUAUGAAGGCAGGAUCACCUUCUUCAUGUCUACUGGAUCUCUGGAGCUCAGGAAUCUGGCUCUUAGUGACAGUGGAUUCUACAGCGUUAACAUUAUACUAGCUGGACAACCACCCCUAGUUGGGAACACAAGACUGGAUGUAUAUGUUCCAGUUAGUGUUCCAGUGGUAACUGCCAGCAGCACAGACUUGUUGGAGUUCAACAGCUCUGUCCGUCUGUCCUGCUCCUCCUCUGGAUUCUCUCUCUCUUUCCUCUGGUUGAACAGCAGCUCUGAGGUUACAGAGAGUGACAGAGUUCAGCUCACUGAUGGAGGCGCCAACCUCACUGUAAUUAAUGUGACCCGCUAUGAUCAGGGACCUUUCAGGUGCAAUGUCUCCAAUCCUGUCAGUGAGGACACCAGUGAACCAAUAAACCUCUCCAUCAGCUAUGGCCCAGAGAAUAUUAAUUUGACCAAAUCUCCAACACAAGAAUACUAUGCUGAAGGUUCAGACAUCAUCAUGACGUGCUCAGCUGACUCCAGACCUGCUGCUCAGUUUCAAUGGUUUCUGAAUGGAGAGCUGCAGUCUGAUACUGGACCAGAGCUCAGACUGAUCAACAUUCAGAUGAGUUUAACCAAAGGAGCUGGUGUGUUGCCAGACGGCCCUCUGAAUGCAGCUGUGGGAGGAACGGUGAUGUUCACCACAACACUGACUCCACAUGAACACACAUUGCAAUCAGUGAGCUGGACAUAUGGUGGUAUUAAACCUGUUUUCACUUUCACUGGUGAAAACUUUACUGCACCAGAGUAUGAAGGCAGGAUCUCCUUCUUCAUGUCUACUGGAUCUCUGGAGCUCAGGAAUCUGGCUCUUAGUGACAGUGGAGAGUACAGCGUUGACAUUAUAUUAGCUGGACAACCACCCCUACCUGGGAACACAAGACUGGACGUAUAUGAUCCAGUUAGUGUUCCAGUGGUAACUGCCAGCAGCACAGACUUGUUGGAGUUCAACAGCUCUGUCCGUCUGUCCUGCUCCUCCUCUGGACCCUCUCUCUCUUUCCUCUGGUUGAACAGCAGCUCUGAGGUUACAGAGAGUGACAGAGUUCAGCUCACUGAUGGAGGCGCCAACCUCACUGUAAUUAAUGUGACCCGCUAUGAUCAGGGACCUUUCACGUGCAAUGUCUCCAAUCCUGUCAGUGAGGACACCAGUGAACCAAUAAACCUCUCCAUCAGCUGUGAGGUACCUUCCUAA